GCAAUAAGUUUACCGGAUCGAGCCGCCAGUCACUCAGUGCAGGUUGACUUCCUCUGCUGGAGCGCAGUGGUGCUCCACUCCACUCAUCUCUUAUCUGUCGCUGCGAAACUGCACGAAGCCAACUGCGUGUCCGUGAACGCCGCGUCGCAGGCAGCAGGGCUCAUCCACACGCGCAGAGCGGUGUGCCACACAUUCGUGACUCCGCGCCAGAUGCAGCUCGCACCCGACCAGCGCGCGUAGUUUUGUAGUGAAAUGGAGACCGCGGAGGCAAGAGGAGCAUCCAAGUGCGCGGAAAAGAUGGAGAAAGAAGUGGCGCCUCAGAAGCGGCACUAUUACCGCACGGCACUGCUCAACAUUAUCUCGUCUCUGUGCUCAGUGGCGUCCGUCGCCUUUUGCAUUCUUCUGAGCAUUAACGCAGCUGACGUUAAUAGCCGGGUUCUGCACUUGGAGACCGGGAACGGCGAGCACAGCUUCCUGCGUGCUCCCGGCUACUCGAUGGAUGACUUUAAUUCAUUGAUUGGACAACGCGUGGACGAGCUGCUCUCUCAGCGCUCCUAUGAAAAUUUGGUCAAGAUUCGGACAGCAAGACAAGCAUCACCUGAAUGCAACUGCCCUCCAGGACCUCCGGGAAAGCGAGGAAGAAGAGGCCGCAAUGGAGAACCUGGUAUGCCAGGCACUGCGGGUACCAAGGGUGAAAAGGGGGAUCAAGGCGACCAGGGACCACGGAUGGUCUUCCCUAAGAUCAAUCAUGGCUUUCUUUCCGCUGACCAGCAGCUCAUAAAGCGACGGCUCAUUAAGGGAGAUCAAGGGCAAGCUGGAUCACCUGGGCCACCCGGACCACCGGGACCUCCUGGGCCGAGGGGGCCUCCAGGGGACACGGGGAAAGAUGGACCCAGAGGUGUACCCGGUCUGGCAGGUGAUCCGGGGCAGAUUGGAGAUACAGGACUCAUGGGACCUGAAGGGCCAGAAGGGGUGAAAGGUUUCCUCGGGCCUCCUGGCAACCCAGGUGUUAAUGGACUGAAGGGCGAUGUUGGCAUCCCAGGAUUGGACGGUGUCCCCGGAGUUAAGGGUGAAAUGGGAGAGGCAGGUGAAAAGGGCGAUUUGGGUGAAGAUGGACCGAAAGGUGAUCUUGGAGAGAAGGGAGAUGCAGGCUCUUCUGCAGCAGGCAUCAAGGGUGAACCCGGAGAGUCUGGACGAGGUGGAGUAAAGGGAGAGCCAGGACUUCCAGGGCUGCCUGGACUCCCAGGGAUAAAGGGCGAGCCUGGAUUCCUCGGCCCCCAGGGAGAGCCAGGGCUUCCAGGACUCCCUGGAACGAAGGGAGGCAAAGGCGACCACGGCCCACAGGGAAAGGGUGAAAGAGGAGAACUGGGACCCCUUGGACCAAAGGGUUCACAGGGGGAGUUUGGUACACCCGGGUCUAAAGGUUCAAAGGGGGAAAGUGGAGAUAAAGGAGAGCUUGGAUCAUUUGGCCCGAAGGGGCCCCCUGGACAGAAAGGAGACCAAGGAGCCACUGAAAUUAUUGACUACAAUGGAAACAUUCAGGAGGCUUUACAGAAGAUUACCACAAUAACAGUCACGGGGCCUGCUGGACCUCCUGGGCCGAUCGGACCGGCGGGUAUAAAGGGGGAUCGUGGGAUGCCCGGUCUGCCUGGACUCGAUGGGGAAAGAGGCUACAAAGGUUCCAAGGGUGACAUGGGAAUGCCUGGAGCAUCAGGGGAGAAAGGAGCAACCGGUUUACUUGGUCUACCUGGUGUCAACGGGCUAAAAGGAGAUAGAGGAGAUUCCGGUCUGUCUGGCCCUCAAGGUUCUUCAAUCGUCGGCACUCCAGGGCUAUCAGGGCCGCACGGACCCCCAGGACCCAUGGGCCCCCAUGGUUUCACUGGACCAAAGGGAGAAUCUGGUUUGCAUGGCGUGAGGGGUAUUCGAGGGGAAAUGGGACACAAAGGGGAUCGUGGACCAUUGGGUCUUCCGGGAGCCUCCGGCUUGGACGGCAAGCCCGGAAUUAUGGGCACGGACGGUCCUACGGGUCCAGCUGGGCCAAAGGGCGACAUAGGUGAGAGAGGAGCAUCAGGCGGACCAGGACCAAGAGGACCGUAUGGACUACCUGGAGCUGCUGGAACAGCAGGCUUGGAUGGGUUGGCAGGCUUAAGGGGAGAGAAAGGCGACCUUGGGGAAAGAGGAGAAAAGGGUUUCCGGGGAUUUAAGGGUGAAAAGGGGGAACCAGGUCAGCCAGGUCUGGACGGGCUGGAUGCCCCGUGCCAAUUGGUACAGUAUUUCUCUUUUUCCUCCACCUCUUACCCAUGCAUGCCGCUCACCUUCAGUCGCUGCUGGAACGAGAACAAACAUGCAUGACUUUAACGGGCAUGAACACACCUCAUUUUUAAUCACAACUACAUUUUCCAUUUAUGAAUUUGUUGAACAGCUACAUCCACCAACAUUUACCUUCAUAUAUACUAACUUCCUGACCGCAAGCAGCCUCUUUUCGAUAAUACACAUCAUUACAAGUGAAGUAUGCAAAAUAAACACAUCAUUAUUGAUAGAAUUGAUACUAUCUAUCCUUCUAACUGAAUUCUUCCAUUCCCUUGAUUAAAACUGAAAGCAAAGCUUAAAUCCUGUUUCCUUCCUGCUGAUUCCUCCAUUGACCAGUUUACCUUUUAACCUGAUAUUAACACAGAAUCCCAUGGACCACUCCUCUACUCCCACUUCCCCCUUCCUGUAGUUGUACCAAUUGGGCCAGACCAUGACCGCAAUAGAUUAAACGGAGUAUUGCUCCAGAUCUAUUUAAAAUAAGAUUCUUUUUUUUAAAUGUUAUACUUUUUAUAAUGCUUCCUGCUUCUUAAAGAAUGAUGUGUACUGCGUGGACGUUCUUACAUCAUGGGUUUAACUUUUAGGGGUUAAAGUAUUCUAACUCAUUUCAAAAGGCCGUAGUGAUUGUGUGUCCUGUGUGUAGACAAGGAAAUGAGGUCUAGUAGGUAAGAAACUCUCGUAUCACAAAUGGCAUCUCAUUAUAUUACAUCUACACCAGCUGCAAUAACUUUAUUUUAAGAUAAAUCCCCUGAUUUUGUCAUAUUGUCCCCAAAUCCAGCUUAUUGUGCUUUUGCAACUUGACUGUGGGGCAACUAUAAUAAAAUCAGAGCGCAGAAUCAUCAACAUAUAGAUGUGCAUGAGCUGUAUUUCACUGUGUGUUACGUGCAUGUAUAAGAAUACACUUUUGCCAUUACACGCAAUAUGUUAUAUGAUUUUAUCACAACGCCCAGAGGGAAUGUGUUAUCGUAAAAAUUAAAAACAAGCAGCGUCAUAUUAACAGUUUACUGUAGGUUACGUUCCUGUUACACAAAGACUUAUGAAAAGGUUCAUGUCAGUUUGAUUUGGGCUUAUUGUUUGGAUGUUUCUGUUAAAACCAAACCUCCCAUUCUUCUUUCAGUUCUCAUGUUUUUAUUUCCUUCCCUGCUACUUUCUCUAAACAGGGCCCAGAUGGAUUACCAAUGCCUGGAUGCUGGCAGAAGUGAUCGCUCUAACCUGCAACGCAUGGAGUUUGUAAAUAAUGCUUCUUUUAUGGUAUUUAUAGUUUUUUUUUUUAAUGGGGGAAGAAAAAAAAAAGUGUAAAAAAAAAAAAAGAAGUCUAUGUGUACAAUGAAACAAACAGAGAUAACCGUCCCGCGUCUCACACCGUAAGCUGCUUCUACUCACAUCACUGUGUGGAGGAAAAAACCCCAGACACGUGUGUCCGCUUCCUCACAUCCACAUCGUGGUGGAGUUCAGAUCCUUGUCUGGCGGCAGAACUUGUCUCCGUAGUCUUUGCAUGGCUCAGACUGGAGCUUCACGGCCCGGCCAGACUCGCAAAGGGUGAAAGGAGACGAGGAAGGAAGGAG
Messenger RNA from Pseudoliparis swirei, 3872 nucleotides. RefSeq names its product collagen alpha-1(XXV) chain. The coding region runs from base 253 to 2352 and encodes 699 amino acids. The transcript is spliced from 37 exons. Lineage: Eukaryota; Metazoa; Chordata; Actinopteri; Perciformes; Liparidae. The record is from RefSeq and is a predicted model, not a curated record.